GACCCAUACGUCGGUAGUCCGCGACUGAUUAGCUUGAGCCCCCUGAGCAUGCCCCUGAGCCGCUUUGCCGGUGUUGAUAAUUGGUUUCCCGUCCCUGCCAAAAGCUCUUGGGCUGCUGCAUAUGAACGACACCAUGGCCGCGUCCUCACACCGGAUAAUGUUGGGGCCGCUGGUUGCUGCCAUCGACCAGGGAACGAGCUCCACUCGAUUUUUGGUGUUUAAUGCGAAGACAGCAGAGCUCCUCAGCCAUCAUCAGGUAGAAAUCAAACAGAGCUUCCCUAAAGAAGGAUGGGUGGAAGAAGACCCCAAAGAAAUUCUGCAGUCGGUGUUCGAGUGCAUGGAGCGGACUUGUGAAAAACUCACCCAGCUCAACAUAGACAUCUCAAACAUUAAAGCUAUUGGAGUGACCAACCAAAGAGAGACUACGCUCGUUUGGGACAAAGAGACAGGGGAGCCCCUCUACAAUGCAAUCGUUUGGCUGGACCUGCGGACUCAGUCAACAGUUGAACGUCUAAUUAACAAAACUCCAGGAAGGAAUAAGAACCACUUGAAGCAUAAAACGGGGCUCCCGAUCAGCACUUACUUUAGCGCCGUGAAACUUCGCUGGCUGAUGGACAACGUGGACGAGGUCCAUGAAGCCGUCGUGUCUCACCGCGCCAUGUUCGGCACCGUUGACUCCUGGCUUAUUUGGUGUUUGACAGGAGGCAAGUCAGGCGGAGUCCACUGCACAGAUGUGACCAACGCCAGCAGAACCAUGCUGUUUAACAUUCACACCUUGGAAUGGGACCCAGAACUAUGCAAAUAUUUUGGUAUUCCCAUGGAGAUCUUGCCCAGAGUGAGGAGUUCUUCAGAAAUCUAUGGUCUCAUGAAAAUAUGUUCUAGCCUGAAAUCUGGAGCUCUUUCAGGUAUCCCCAUUUCAGGGUGUCUUGGGGAUCAGUCGGCAGCUCUUGUUGGACAGAUGUGUUUUCAGGAUGGGCAGGCUAAAAACACGUAUGGAACUGGCUGCUUUCUCUUGCGAAACACUGGAGCUAAGCCUUUAAUGUCAGACCAUGGUCUUCUGACCACUGUGGCGUACAAACUUGGUCGGGACAAACCUGCCUGUUACGCACUAGAGGGCUCUGUGGCCAUUGCAGGAGCUGUGGUUCGUUGGCUGCAAGACAAUCUCGGGAUCAUCGGAUCAUCUGAAGAGCUCGAGAAGUUGGCCGCGUCAGUUGGUACAUCCUACGGCUGUUACUUUGUUCCUGCAUUCUCGGGUCUUUAUGCACCAUACUGGGAGCCCAGUGCCAGAGGGAUCAUUUGUGGGUUAACUCAGUUUACUAAUAAGAGCCACGUCGCAUUUGCUGCACUGGAAGCCGUGUGUUUCCAGACCCGAGAGAUUCUGGAUGCCAUGAAUCAGGACAGUGGCAUCCCGCUAACUCAGCUCCAGGUGGACGGAGGAAUGACGUCCAACAGGCUGCUGAUGCAGCUGCAGGCAGACAUUCUUUGUAUCCCUGUUGUGAAGCCGUCCAUGCCCGAGACCACUGCUCUCGGAGCAGCGAUGGCAGCGGGAGCAGCAGAGGGGGUGAGUGUGUGGAGUCUGAGCCCAGAGGACCUGAGUGAAGUCACCUCCGAGAAGUUCGAGCCUCAGAUCAACCCUGAAGAGAGCGAGUUUCGGUACGCUCGAUGGAAGAAGGCGGUUCAGAAAUCCAUGAACUGGGAGACGACAGAGCCCGUUGGUAAUGGAAACGGUGAAAGUAGUAUCUUCAGCAGCGUCCCCCUGGGCUUUUACAUCAUGGGCAGCAUGUUGAUGUUAAUUGGUGCAAAUUACCUCGCAGGCCAUGACUAGGCUCAGACUUCUGGAGGCAUUAAAGCAAAAAAGGGAAGUGGAAACAAACACUCUUCAUGCCGGACCACCGCUUGUACUCGGUUACUUGGUUGCACUUUUUUUUUUUUUUUUUUUUCUUCUCUUUGCCAAAAAGGCAUUCCAGGAGAAAGGCACUCCUGCUGAAGCUUACCGAAAAAACCAGGACAAGUUUGAACUGACUAAUGGGAUGGUUUUUCUGCAGCAGGCUUUAAUACAUUUUAGCAGGAGUGUGCAUGCAGUAUUUAAUUUUUCAUUAUGUCGAUAUGGUGUGAAUUUCUGCGCUAGAAACUACCAAUGGUAGUUUACAUUAUUGUAAUCUUUCCACAUUUGUAUGAAGUGAAGUGAAGCUCUCUAAUUUGCAUUACUUGUUUGUUUUGUUCUUCCCGACCCUCCACUAUGAGCUACAGGGGAUGUUUAAGAGCACUUUAGAUUUUUUUUUUUGUCUUGUGGGAGCUGUGUACUAACAGAGUCUAAUAUAUUAUUUUUCUAACAUUGGGGAUUAAGACACAGAAAGCUUUAGUUUGUAGUGAAAGGAAAAGAAGAGCGGAUUAAUGAACUGACAAGGUUGCUUUUUUGUGACGUUCUUUUCCAUACUAUCAUGUUUUUGAACUGUAAAAAUAUGUAUUAUGUAGAGGGAAAACAUGCAUUGAUGGGCAAUGAUGAAUCCGCAGCAGCAGCAGCUUUUUGGAUUAUAUGAAGACGUAAGAAUAUACAUAUAUUUGUAUAUUUCUCUGUGACACAUAAACAAUUCUCCCAAAGCUAGAACUAUGUAGAUCAUUAAAGGAGAAAGGAGAAGAAGUGAUUAUUUAUCAAGGAAGCUUUUUUGUUGUUGUUGCAUUCUAUCAUGGUUCAGAUUCAACUUUUGUCUUUAUAGAGUCAUGAUGAAAAUGGCAAAAACACUACUUUCCACAGAACUUGUACAAGUUUAUGUGAUCAUUUUUCAUAAUUUAUCAGGAGAAACCUUACACUGUAGCUGCUUUAGAUUUUAGCAUAAACAUGUUCCAAAAAAAAUUAACUUCCACGGCAUGCAAAAUGUUCAAAUGCAAACAUUUUAUAUGCACCCUUAAAGUUAACUCUAAAUGAAGAAGCUGUAUUGCACUGGACUGUUUGGCAUUUUUGUCUGAUUAAAUAAUUUUCAUUCAAAGGGAGAUUUAUAAAAACCAUAGAAACACAUUCUUAAACUAGUCCCCUUUGCUGUAAAGUCAUGGUUUGAAGAGUAAACUUUGAGGAAGUAGAAGUGAAUUAAAGGUCCCAUGGCAUGCAUAUUUCACAUUAUGAGGUUUUUUAAGAUUAAUAUGCGUUCCCCCAGCCUGCC
Messenger RNA from Perca flavescens (yellow perch), 3158 nucleotides. RefSeq names its product glycerol kinase. Bases 122 to 1825 code for a protein of 567 amino acids. Gene Ontology annotation, cellular component: mitochondrion. Gene Ontology annotation, molecular function: glycerol kinase activity. Lineage: Eukaryota; Metazoa; Chordata; Actinopteri; Perciformes; Percidae. The transcript has 21 exons. The record is from RefSeq and is a predicted model, not a curated record. Gene Ontology annotation, biological process: phosphorylation; glycerol metabolic process; glycerol-3-phosphate biosynthetic process.